AAAAUAAAUCCAAUCAAAGUAAGCUGUAGGUUGGAAGCCGAAUCUGGCAACGGCUUUAGAUACUGUUUGGCUGUGUUCGGUGGCGAAAGCCAAGUUCAAAUUUUCAGUGAGACAAAAGAGCUCCGUCCCAAAUUAUUGACAGCAUGGAAAACGAAAGCCAACCGGAAGAGCCGCAAGAAGAGCAGCCAGUUGAUUUUGAGCAGGGUGUUGAAGAGAUAGACGAAGCCAACGUCUCGAAAGUGUCGGUACUUUCAAGCUCGUUUGAGCCGAAGCUAUCGUCCAUCCUAGAAGAGAAUGAUUCAGGAGUUCCGCUCGAAUGGGAAUUGCCCAUUCCAACCCUUCGUCCACAGGCAGAGCGGUAUGAAAAGUUGGCUCGCCCGAAGGUGCAACAUUUAGAGGAAACGUUAGAUCGAUUUGAAAAGUGUAAGAAGGACGAAAUGAAUGAACGGAUAAUGCGAAUCAAAAUGAGAUUACGUGAGUUGAGAGGGCCAGAAAAGCGUUACAGCCAUACGUUGCAAAAUGAGCGAACCUCAGAGAAAUUGUCGCGAAACUCGGAAGUUUUAUACAAAAACCUACAACGCAACCUGCGAAAAGUGGCAUUUGAAACGUUAGCUAAACAAAUUUUCGAUAAAAUGCCCGAACUCAUUGUAAAAAUGCAACACACGCGUGGUCAAACAUCAACACCGGAAAUGACGGUUUUGCUAGAUACACUGCAGACCACACUGCACCACUAUCUAGGACAACCAACUAACGAGCACGAGGAUCGCAUUUUUAAUCAUCUCUGCUACGGUUUGGCAAAGUUUAUUGAAAACAUUGUUGAAAAUGUGCAUGCAAAUCAGCAAGAGUGUGAGCGGGUUGCUGCGAAGGAAGAACUGUCUCCCAACGGGUCACCCGGUAUCGGUAGGAAUGUCUCCACACGGCAAUAUCCGGUAGCGGUUCAGCUAGCACGAAAGGCAUACAAGGAGCGUCAAACGGUGGUUAAAUAAAAAGACAGCGAGCUGAUUAUAA
Molecule: messenger RNA, 1008 nt
Organism: Anopheles stephensi (Asian malaria mosquito)
Lineage: Eukaryota; Metazoa; Arthropoda; Insecta; Diptera; Culicidae
Exons: 2
Coding region: 144-986 (280 amino acids)
Source: RefSeq, a predicted model, not a curated record